GUAAAGUACGCGGGUUUGUGUGAUCGAAACCGUCGAUUGGAAUUAAAGCUCCAAACACGUCUGUUUUCCUUCCCUUCCCCGUUCGCUGGCUCGGCCGCCUCCGCCGCUGCCUCGCUGCCUCCGCGCCCACCGCAGAGCCCGAGAGCCGAGACGCACGCGCGGGCGCGGCAGCUUCGCGCACCUCGCCCUCCCGCCCCGCGCGAGCUCCUCCUCCGCCUAGGGUUAGGGUUCGCGCUGCGGCCUGCGGGGGGAGGGCCGCGGGCGCCGGGCGCAAUGCGGAGGCCGCCGGGGACCGGCGCGCCGUGCCGCCGCCGCGCGAUCCAGGGGUUCGUGGCGCUCUUCCUCGCCUACGCGCUCUUCGUGCUGCUCCUCGAGUCGCCGCUCGUGUCCACGUCGCUGCCCGGGGCGGGGGCCUCCGCGGCGGCGUCGCGGAAGCUCCACCUCGACGGCGCGUGGGAGGGCGGGCGCGCCGCGCCGGCGCGGCCCUCGAAGCACCCCCACCGGGAGACCCUCUCGGCGGACGCGGGGCGCGGGCGGGCGCGCAGGUUGUCGGGGUUCGUCUCCGGCCUCGAGCUCCGCCACCUCAACUCCACCCGCUCCGGCUCGCUGCGCAAGGUCGCCGCCGAGGCGGCGGAGUCAGGGGCCCGCGUGUUCGCCGACCUGCAGACUCUCGCGACGAACCUGACGUCCUCGCAGGAUUCGUCAGACAAGGAGGAGAGGAGCAAGUGCCCGCACUCGAUCGUCCUCAGCGGCGACCAGUUCCGGGAAAGGGGGCGGACGGUGGAGCUGCCGUGCGGGCUGACGCUGGGUUCGUAUAUCACGGUGGCCGCGACGCCGCACGAGGCGCACCCUGAGCGAGAUCCUAAGAUCACGCUGCUCAAGGAGGGGGAAGAGCCGAUCAUGGUGUCGCAGUUCAUGAUGGAGCUGCAGGGGCUCAAGACGGUGGACGGCGAGGAUCCUCCCAGAAUUCUCCACUUCAACCCCCGCCUCCGCGGCGACUGGAGUGGCAAGCCGGUGAUCGAGCAGAACACCUGCUACCGCAUGCAGUGGGGCUCUCCCCUUCGCUGCGAGGGCUGGAGGUCCCGUGCCGACGAGGAGACUGUUGAUGGGUUGGUGAAGUGUGAGAAGUGGAUUCGGGAUGACGAAGGCCGGUCGGAGGAGUCAAAAACGUCAUGGUGGCUGAACCGGCUCAUUGGGCGCACAAAGACGGUCUCCAUUGAUUGGCCAUACCCAUUCGUGGAGGACCACCUGUUUGUUCUUACGCUCACCGCUGGAUUGGAAGGUUACCAUGUGAAUGUUGAUGGACGUCAUGUGACAUCAUUUCCAUACCGCACUGGGUUUGUGCUUGAGGAUGCUACUGGCUUAUCAUUGAAUGGGGACCUUGAUGUGCAAUCAGUGUUUGCGGGGACUUUGCCCACUACACAUCCUAGCUUUUCUCCACAGAAGCACCUAGAGAUGUUACCCAGUUGGCAGGCCCCUCCCCUCCCAGAUGAACCAGUUGAGAUUUUCAUUGGUAUCCUGUCAGCGGGCAACCAUUUUGCUGAGCGUAUGGCUGUGAGAAAGACAUGGAUGUCUGCUGCCCAGAAGUCAUCGAAUGUUGUGGCCCGGUUUUUUGUUGCCCUGCAUGGAAGAAAUGAAAUUAAUGUGGAGCUGAAAAAGGAGGCUGAGUUUUUUGGGGACAUUGUUAUUGUGCCAUUCAUGGAUAGCUAUGAUUUGGUGGUUCUAAAGACGAUUGCCAUAUGCGAGUAUGGGGUCCAUGUUGUAUCCGCUAGAUACAUAAUGAAGUGUGAUGAUGAUACUUUUGUUAGACUUGAAUCAGUAAUGGCUGAAGUGAAGAAAAUCCGGGAUGGUGAAAGUCUCUAUAUAGGGAACAUGAAUUAUCACCACAAGCCAUUGCGUGAUGGGAAAUGGGCUGUUACUUACGAGGAAUGGCCAGAAGAGGAUUAUCCAAUUUAUGCAAAUGGUCCUGGAUAUGUUAUAUCUUCUGAUAUUGCAGAUGCCAUUCUGUCAGAAUUUUUAAACCAUAAAUUAAGGCUUUUCAAAAUGGAGGAUGUGAGCAUGGGCAUGUGGGUUGAGCGGUUCAACAGCACCAGACCUGUUAAAUAUGUCCACAGCGUCAAAUUUUGUCAAUUCGGAUGCAUAGAUGAUUAUUACACUGCACACUACCAAUCACCGAGGCAGAUGUUAUGUUUGUGGGACAAGCUGCAGGCUGGUAAAGCACAAUGUUGCAAUAUGAGAUAGCAAUAGUGGAUGUGUUGGUACUUGAGCAUUUCUGUGCUAGUAGCACCCAUCUAUAUUCGUGGAGAAGUUGAUAUCCUGGAAGACCCCAAGAUUCAAGAAUAUUAGCUGACGGUAAAUUAAUCCCUCCAGAUGACUAACAAAUGGCCAUUUAAUGGUCCUUUUGGUAUAGCUGACCAGGCUGUGUUUCAGCUGGAAACAAGGGAAUGGACACAAACAGCCUGUAACGCCUUUAGCCUCUGGUGCUCGUUUUAAUCUCAACAUAUAGACGAAGUUCUGUGGGCGGUGCGAGCGCUGCUAUUGGACUUCAUUUGUAAAUGUGAAGGGUAGAAAAUCUUAGUCAAGUUACUGGCUUACUGCUGCUUUUGGUACGAUUGGCUGUGGUUGCAACCAGAAACAACCCAGCUGGUACAGAUGAGCGAUCUUGGUAGUGUACAAGAAUUUUGCUGUGCAUUCUCUUUAACAUGGUCCUAAGUUAUGACUUGAUUUA
Panicum hallii is the source of this 2728-nucleotide messenger RNA. RefSeq names its product hydroxyproline O-galactosyltransferase GALT6-like. The transcript has 7 exons. Gene Ontology annotation, cellular component: Golgi membrane. Gene Ontology annotation, molecular function: carbohydrate binding; galactosyltransferase activity. The record is from RefSeq and is a predicted model, not a curated record. NCBI's taxonomy places the organism in Eukaryota, Viridiplantae, Streptophyta, Magnoliopsida, Poales, Poaceae. The coding region runs from base 274 to 2241 and encodes 655 amino acids.